AUGAUCGCAGCCUCGGCCCCAUCCGACAUUGCCACCUGUUGGGCUAUUCCAGAGCAUAUGAACUCCGUAUUAUCGAAGAUCCGACUCUUCUUCAUUGGCGAGGGCAACCCUAGUAUUGAGGCUAUCAGGGAUUACUAUGGCGACAAAGUGGCAUUGUACUUCGCCUUCCUGUAG
This is a messenger RNA of Perkinsus marinus ATCC 50983, 174 nucleotides long. RefSeq lists its product as hypothetical. The record is from RefSeq and is a predicted model, not a curated record. The transcript is spliced from 2 exons. Bases 1 to 174 code for a protein of 57 amino acids. Lineage: Eukaryota; Perkinsozoa; Perkinsida; Perkinsidae.